Molecule: messenger RNA, 1873 nt
Organism: Jatropha curcas
Lineage: Eukaryota; Viridiplantae; Streptophyta; Magnoliopsida; Malpighiales; Euphorbiaceae
Product: B3 domain-containing transcription factor VRN1
Molecular function (GO): DNA binding
Source: RefSeq, a predicted model, not a curated record
AGUCACUAUUAUAUUUCACUUCAAAGCUUACAAGAGUCAUUCUUAGCCCACAAAAGCACAGUGUAGUGUUCACUGUGGCAAUCACAAGCUUAGGAUUUUCUUUAGCUUACUAAAUGCAUGGCUUGGCGGAGGGAAGUGGAAAUCAACAAUGGGAACCAUCGCGGGCUGCCACAUUCUCCUGUAGACAGACCUUUGCUGAGUUUCUUCAAGAUUAUCCUUCCUAGUAUAAUACAAGAAAAGAAGAUGAGAAUUCCAGAUAAAUUUGUGAGGAAAUUUGGGGAUGAACUUUCUGAGGUUGUUACUUUCAUAAUCCCUAAUGGUCUUGAUUGGAAAGUGGGAUUAACAAGAGCUGAAAGUGACAUUUGGUUUGAUGAUGGUUGGCAUGAUUUUGUACAGCAUAAUUCAAUCUGCACUGGAUAUUUUCUGGUGUUUGGAUAUAAAGGUUUCUCAAAUUUUAGUAUUCUCAUAUUUGAUAAGACUGCUUGCGAAAUCAAGUACCCAGAUAAAGGGUCUGUCUGUGGUCAGAACUGUUUAAUUCCUUAUGAGAAUGGAGUGGACAAAAAUAACUCUGCAAUUCCAUCCCCAUUUACUAGUUACUCUUUGAAAAGCAAAUUGUUUGUUGAAACUCCAACUAGAGGAGACUCUAGCAAAAGGCGUGCUGGUGCACGGAAUUCAGGGAUCAAGAAGCAAUGUGGAGGUGUUGGUUCAAUGGUGAACCCAAAUGUUAACACGAAGAGAAAAAGAAUUGAGAAGGAAGAGGCAGUCGAAAUAACUAACAUUGAUACUAAUGAAUCAAAAAGAGAGAAGUUUCACAAACAAAGAAUGUCUAGCUCAAAAGUUCAGCUUGAUAAUAAUAAGUCGCCACAUAAGUGUGAAGAAGAUACAGAAAUUAUUACUUCUGAAAAGUUUGAAUGUGUUAAAGUGUCCCCAAAAAGUGAGAAGGCAAUCCGAGCUGCUAGAAUGUUGCAGCCUAAAAAUCCAUCUUUCAUGGUUGUUUUACGCUCAUCCAGUUUAAUGAAAAACAUUGUGUGUGUGCCGAUUCGAUUUGCGAGAAGGUAUCUAAGUAGAGGUCUUGAGUUUAUUAAAAUUCAGGAUUCUGAUGGAAGAGAUUGGUCUGUUAAUCUUUGUUGGGAUAGUCAUCGUGUGAAUUUAGGAAGGGGAUGGAAUGUACUUUGCAGGGAAAAGAAGUUAAAGAGAGGGGAUGUUUGUCUCUUCGAGCUGAUAAAAAAUGAUAUGCUGAAAAUUUCUAUAUUUUGUGCAAAUCAGUCAGUAGAAAAUUAUAAAGAAGAUUUGGAAAUAAUUACUAGUGAAAUGUUUGGAUGUGCAAAGCCAUCUCCUGAAAGUCAAAGAGCAAUUGAGGCUGCUCGAAUGUUGAAGCCUAAAAAUCCAUCUUUCAUGGUUCUAUUGCGACCAUAUAAUUGCAGGAACAGUAUUCUGUAUGUGCCUUCUAAGUUUGCCAAAAGGUAUUUGAGUAGAGGUCCUAAGAACAUUAAACUUCAGGUUUCUGAUGGAAAAGAGUGGGCAGUGUGUCUCCUUCAGCAAGGAUAUGGACGAAGUUUACUAGGAAAGGGAUGGAAAAUAUUUUGCAGGGAGAAUACCUUGGAGGGAGGAGAUGUCUGUCUAUUUGAGCUGAUAAAUAAUUAUGUGCUGAAAGUUUUCAUCUUUCAUGCAGUUGAGAUUUCCAACCCGAAAAUAAUGGCUAGUUGACAUUGUUUCUCUUUCUAUGCAGCUUUUUUUAAGGGCAGAUAAUUCUGGCAGUUUUGCUUCACUUCUUGUAUUGCAUAUUAGGCAGAUCAAAGCUUGGUACAAGUAAUGCCUAUGGAAUUGCUCUGCUAGCCAGAAAGAUUUAUGUACAGCUUGUGUUUGUUUUUUU